UCCCCGCGCCCCGAGCAGGCGGAGGCGGGCCAGGUGGGGCGCCGGGCCAUGGGGCUCCCGUCGCGGGCCAGCCCCUCCACCAGACAGGCGCCCCCGGGGCCCGCAGCAGCAGCAGCCCCGACGGUCGGUGGCGGCGCCGGCAGCCUGGCCCGGCGAGCGGCGGAGGUCAGCGGAGGAGCGCAGCGGCGGCGGGAGGAGGAGGAGGAGGACUGGGAGGACUGGGAGGACUUCUCGGAGCUGCCGGAGACGCGCAGCAUCGCUUCCGACGACUCCUUCUGCUGCUGGUCGCCGGACGAGUCGGAGCCCGACAGCCCCGAGCCGCUGAGCCUCUUCCGCGCCUGCUGCACCAACAACGCCGUCGUCCUGCGCGCCCUCAUCCGCCAAGGCCCCGACCCGGACGACGUGCGGGAGACCGACCGCAACAAGCGGGACAUAUUACUAUUACACAUUAUUUACUGAAUUAUUAUCCUGGUCUUGAUAUUGAGAAAAGAAAUGUCUUUGGAUUUACUGCUCUCAUGAAAUCUGCAAUGCAAGGCCAAAUAGACUGUAUCAGAGCCUUAAUGUUGGCAGGUAUGAAGAAUUCCUCUGCUUUGUUAUCCCCUCCCCACAAACCACUGUAAAAAUUCAUCCCCCCCUCCCCUACUGCAGAUGCAGUUCCUGAGCGGUGUUCCAAAGGAGACAGCAUAACUGUGCUGAGGAGGCAAAUGGUGCUACUAUGUGAGAGGAAAAUCACAUCCCCCAAGUUUGGUCAGUACGCCCUGCAGUAGAAACUUGGUGUUGCCAACAAAACUGCAUCAAGUCCAUUGUCUUGGGCUUUUAAAGUGCAAAGCUUCCAAGAACAUGGAGUAAGGCCUUUAAUGAGUUUGUUCUUUUAAAA
Messenger RNA from Sphaerodactylus townsendi, 877 nucleotides. RefSeq names its product ankyrin repeat domain 33B (gene ANKRD33B). NCBI's taxonomy places the organism in Eukaryota, Metazoa, Chordata, Lepidosauria, Squamata, Sphaerodactylidae. The transcript has 2 exons. The record is from RefSeq and is a predicted model, not a curated record. Bases 49 to 459 code for a protein of 136 amino acids.